Molecule: messenger RNA, 4532 nt
Organism: Alligator sinensis (Chinese alligator)
Lineage: Eukaryota; Metazoa; Chordata; Crocodylia; Alligatoridae
Gene: CRYM
Product: crystallin mu
Exons: 7
Coding region: 403-1161 (252 amino acids)
Biological process (GO): thyroid hormone metabolic process
Cellular component (GO): cytoplasm
Molecular function (GO): thyroid hormone binding
Source: RefSeq, a predicted model, not a curated record
AUUCACUGUUACUAAUGAACAUUAUGAAACAAUGAAUUUUUAGAAAUGCAAAAUCUCCCAUGGAAAAAUAAAGCACUGGAACAUUUCAGAAAGUUUUCCACCCCAUAUUUAACCUAAACUUCCCUUGCUGCAACUGGGGCAGUCUCAGCAAAAAUCCCCUUGAUCUCGAGAGGAAGAAGUUCAUCCCUCUGCCCCUGAAACUUGGAUCUAGACCUUAACUCCCCUUGUGGGUCUUUCUGAAGAGAACCUGCCCAGACAGCUUGGAAAUGGAAAGCAGUUGGAAAGUGAGGAAGGGUUUCACAAUUCAUGUGGUAUUAAACCCUUGCUACUUAGCUCAUGUGUUUGAGUGCUGAUGACAUUUACCAGUAAGUUUGUAUCAUCUGUGGAAGAUUUUUAGGGCUCAUGCCUGCUUACAGUGCUGAGGAUGAUGCUCUAACAACCAAACUAGUGACUUUCUACGAGCACCAAGAGGAUUCUUCUGUUCCUUCCCACCAAGCAACUGUUCUCUUAUUUGACCCAAGAAAUGGAUCCUUAAGAGCUGUCUUAGAUGGCAGUGUCAUUACAGCAAAACGAACAGCUGCAGUGUCUGCGAUAGCUACUAAGCUCUUGAUGCCACCCUCUGCAGAAGUGCUGUGCAUUUUGGGAGCUGGGGUUCAAGCCCAUAGCCAUUAUGAUAUAUUUACAGAGCUGUUUUCAUUUAAGGAGGUCAGGAUGUGGAAUCGCACGAAAGAGAAUGCUGUGAAGUUUGCUGGCUCAGUGACGGGUCCAGUGCAGGUUUGCUCUUCUGCUCAGGAGGCCAUUAUUGGGGCUGAUGUCAUUAUAACAGUUACCAUGGCAACAACACCUAUUUUAUUUGGAGAAUGGGUAAAACCAGGUGCCCAUAUCAAUGCAAUUGGGGCAAGCAGACCAGACUGGAGAGAAUUGGAUGAUGUAGUGAUGAAGAAUUCUGUGCUGUACGUGGAUUCCAGAGAGGCUGCUUUGACUGAAUCGGGAGAUGUUAUAUUAUCAGGGGCAGAAAUUUUUGCUGAGUUGGGAGAGGUAGUGAAAGGGACAAAACCAGCACUCUGUGGGAAAACAACAGUGUUCAAAUCACUGGGGAUGGCCAUUGAAGAUACAGUAGCAGCAAAAUUAGUUUAUGAUUCCUGGUCAGCUGGUAACUAAAACUGGAGAGCCUGCAAUAUCAAGACGGGCAUAACAGUCUGAAGUCAGUGGCUUGCAUUUGGCUUUUGGGCACUUUUUUUCUUUACACAGAAAUGUAAUAAUCGUACAUGUUAUGUACAAAGCUUUUUCAUAACUUUCAGUCAUCAACUUUAAAACCACAAACUGUGCAGUACAUAAUCCUGUAUUUUUAAGACAGGUAUCUAAUGUUUCUGUCACUAACAAAUGUACUUCUGUGUAUUAUCCUUAUAGGACAAAUGAUUUACCACUCCAUGCAUCUUUCGUGGAGAGCUUUGAGAGCUAAUUGGUGUUAUGGUGAAAUAUGCUGGUUUGAAGAUUAGAGUUUAAUGUUCUGUCAUGGAACAAAAGAGAUGGCACUCUCACUUGAAAUCCAGUGGGUUGCAUUCUUAGCAUGUUGAACCUGCAGUGCAGUUCAACAUAUAUCCUUCCAUUCUCAAGCUCCAAUUCAGGAAUACUAGGAGUUUUGUAGAUCAGAGAUUGUGUCAAGUGGAAGGGUCACAUGCUGACCCACGGUCAGAUCAUUGAUUCAGAUCACCGUCCCUGAUUCGAUCCAGCCGAAUCCUGAAAAUUUGAUGCUGAUUUGGGGAAUCAGCGAUUUGGACAUAGGCACAGCCAUAAAAGUUUUUUUCUAUAUACCUUGAGGUAGCAGGUGCGGCUUGUGAAAGCUGCAAUGCUGGGGCACAUGGAGCGUCCCAUAGGAGUGCAGAGGGGCCCUCCACAUGCUCGGCGGUGAACCUGGAAGUGGACCAGAAGUACUUAGGCGUUUGCUGGGGAACGCACUGGGGGGGACCCCAGCUCGGCGAUUGCCUGCAGGGAAACCUGGAAGUGCUUCUGGUCCGCUUCCAGGUCUGCUGCUGAGUGCACUGGAGAGCCCCCCCUGUGCUUCUGGGACACUCUGCGCUCCAGCAUUGCAGCAGGCACGAGCCCCUGAUACUUAUAGGUAUGUGGAAAAAACAUUCAAAGCUGUGUCUGUCUGAAUCUCUCCAAAUCGAUUCAGAGGGUUCAGAUUCCAUUUAGAGAGAUUGAAGGGUCCUCUGAUUUGAUUCAGAUUGAGAGAUUCGGCCACCAAAUUGGGCCGAAUCUCUGCUGAAUCGAAUCGGGAGCAAAGCUUCUCACAGCCCUAGAGUUAAUGCCUAUUUCUGUAAGCAGCGAGGCCUUUAGCAGAGCCUUUGUUUAAGCUGUGUAUGCACUGAUCAAUGAUUGUAUUAAUACAUGGUCCAGCAAGGCCUACUGUCCAUUAAAUGCGUCCUUAUUCUGUGCAGGGGUGUAGGUUGUAGCCGUGUUGGUCUAAGGACAUAGGCAGACAAGGUUCCUUGGGUGAAUUUGAUAUCUUUUAUUAGACCAAUUCUUGUUCUGUGGAAGCAUAUGCAGCAGUCAUUGCAAAUGAUGGUAUCAGUAUUGGCAAAGCCAGAAAGUGGAGGUACAAGUAUUAUUUAGAGUUAAAAAAAAACAAACAAACAAACCUCUAGGUCGGGGGUAGGCAACUCCUGGCAUGAGUGCCCAAGUGUGGCAUGCAAAGACAUUUUACUUGGUACUUGCACUUCUAGGAAGGGCUAGGGCUACUCUGCCACAACAAGAAUCAGGCCCUCCUUGUCCUCUUGUAGCUCCCCUGCCAUCUGCACCUGGCAAUUCAAGGUUGCAGGUGUUUUUGGCACUCUGCUCAAAAAUGUUGCCGACCUCUGCUCUAGGUGAUGCCCAAGUAAGGGAAUUUAGAGGUCAAAGGCCUGUGAUGCAAACAAUCGCCUGACUUUCUAACUUCUGCUUUUUCCCUCAGUUUCCUUUGAUGCUUCCAAUACUAGACUUAUCAGAGUGCUUACCUGUAGCAAAAUGGCAGCACAUUAUUAGGAGUCUUGGAGUGUUAGGUUGCCCACUCAGUGAAUUUCAGUGGGACUUGCAAAUAUGGUUCACUUAGGCUCCUUGGGAAAUCCCAGUCUCCAUCUGUUCAUAUUUCUUGUUUUACAAAUCACAGUGGCAUAAUCUCAAGAUAAGUAUUAUGUAUUACUUAAAUUUAUGUUGAAAUUAAAAUGAACUAUCUGUUUCUAGUAGGUGCUCUUCUGAUUACCCACUAUGUGUUUUUAAUAUGUUUUUUGAAGAUUAUAAAUAAAACCUCUUUUUCUAUCUAACUUGUCUCAUUGUCUUUCCUGUGUCUUGACUCCAAGAGUCAAUAUGGCUGCCUUUUGUAGCUAAUCACUUGCUGUAUAAAAGGGAAAAAGACAAGCUAGUUCUGCUCCGUUUGGGGACUGGGUUUUUUAUGGUCAUGGAGCAUGUUCUUUUUCCAUGUUUGUCCAAUUUAGAUUGUAAGCUCCUUGGGGAGCAUCCAUUCUCCUCCAUUAGGGGUUGUCUUUAUCCAUCAAAGGCAGCAGGAUAAAACAGAUUUACAAGUGGAAAUGCACAGGAUGAGAUUUUUUUUUUUUUUUUUUUUUUUUUUUUUUGAAGGAGAGAGGGAUUGGCAGCAUUUUCAAAAUCGUUCUGGCACUUUAACUCCUACUGAAAUCAACAGGAGUUAGGCACUUAUGUGCCUGGGAGAAUCUUGAAACUUGCCUACCUCUAGCUUUAAGCACAUACCUACCUUUUUAAACCUGGCCCCCAGAGUUGUAUUACAGGCAUCACAUGGUACUCUGGUCUAGUCUUGUUGAUGCUCAUUUAAGUGAACAAUGUAAUGUAGAGAUGGGUUAGUAAUAUCUACUGAGACUUCAAUCAAAAUAUGUAACAAAUGAACAUGCGACAACUGGUGACUGUUCUGCAGAAUUGCCACGUGCAUCAGUUCCACCUUUAGUGACAUAAGUCAUAGAUGGGUUGAUGUUGUGGUAAGAGUUCUGCAUGUCUUCUGAUAACAAGUGUAUGUAGGGAGACAGAGAAGAAAGUGGAUGGUAAUACAGUAGUGAGUGGAAAUGGUCUGUUGGAACUGGAUUCUAGUCAUCUUGCAAAGUAAAUGAUGACAGAGCUUAGCCAGUAAAUCGGGACUGGGAUGGUGAGGUAGGUCUAUGUCCAGCAGUCUGAGCUCAGGGAAAAUUACAAGGGUUUGGAAAUCAAUUUGCCCAAGUAGGGUUGAGAGGAUUUGACCCUUCAGUUAAAAGGGUGUCUUCAAGCGCAUAAAAACCAUUGCUUUUUUGCUUUGUUAAAUAGCCAAGAAUUUCUUGGUUAAUUACCUACUGGAUGCUGUCUGGUUUAAUUAAUGUGCUGGGAAUUGCAGUUGCAUACCAUGGGAUUCCAGAACAGCUGCAUAAUAGAAAAGAGCAUUGAAGUUUCAAAGCAUUAACCCACCGAGUAACUGGACCCAGUAGGCAGAAGUUUUCUCAGCUCAGCACCUACAGGCAGAGAGAGGUUGUUCCUUAAAAUCAAAGCCUUCCUAC